AUGGAGACCGGCGAGGAUAACGAACUGAAGUUGAGGUCAGGCAAAUUGGAUCAACUUCUGCCGACUUUCCGAAAAAGAGAUGGACCAGUGAGCAAUGAAGACUUCAGAAAGCUCUUUCUCGCCCUUUGCGGUGAUACUGGUAAGCGGUAUUCUUUAAAAGUUCUUUCAAAUGAUUGUACAAUUUCAGGAAAGGAAUAUGACUCGGACGAUUCGGAAAUCUCGGAUAUUAAGGACGAAAAAGAAGCAGAAGAGAAAGAGGUGAGAAUUCCAGACAGUCAGAAAGUUUCUAAUCACAUUCCGUUUGCAGAGAAAGUUCAAAGAGUGCAUGGAGUCGAUCAAGACUAUGGACAAGAACUACGCACGUAUCAAAGCACUUCUGAAGAUUGGAAACGAGACGGUCGAGGAGAAAGAGGCAAGACGACGUGCUUACCUAGUCAAAACGCCGAAAUCGGAAAUCCGUCAAUUCCUUAUCACUCUUUUUCUGAAUCCUCUUGGCACGAUGCCAUGA
Caenorhabditis sp. 36 PRJEB53466 is the source of this 508-nucleotide messenger RNA. The record is from the annotation of a GenBank genome assembly. NCBI's taxonomy places the organism in Eukaryota, Metazoa, Nematoda, Chromadorea, Rhabditida, Rhabditidae.